Molecule: messenger RNA, 2145 nt
Organism: Schistosoma turkestanicum
Lineage: Eukaryota; Metazoa; Platyhelminthes; Trematoda; Strigeidida; Schistosomatidae
Source: the annotation of a GenBank genome assembly
CUUGCUGCUCGUCGCAUAAGAAUACAAAAACGGCUGGAGCAUUUGAAAAGCGACGCUCAUUCUGAGGAAAGCAAUGCAAGCAAAGACGAAAUUGGGUUAGGGAAAUCUCAGAUCGAACUGAGCAGCAAAAAGAUAUCCAAACUUAUCCGUGAUGGAGAAACGUUCAUUACUAAUGUUCGUGUUGCAUGUGAUGCCAGAGAAUAUCUGAAAAGAGCGGAAGAUUAUGAACUUAAUCAAAACAGAAUUCGCGUUUUAGAAGAUGAAGCAACGAGAAGCCUGGAAGAAUUCAAUAAAAUAACUGAACAAUGGGACAUGGCACAAGGAAGCGAAUUAUUAGAUGAAACGAAAGAGAUAUUAGACAAACAAAACACAUUGUGUAAAAGCUUGAUAGCUGAGAAAAACAAUUUGAUUAACGAAUUGAAUUCGGAAAUUAAAGCUAAAGAUGAACAUUAUGUAAGAGAAUUGAAGAAACGUACAGAAGAUAUUGAUUUAUUAGCUGAACGAAUGGAAUCACAAAUUAAAGUUAUGCAAAGAACUUAUCGGGAUGAAAUCACUGCUAUUGAAAAUGCGUUUUUAGAUCAGAGGGAAAAAUUGAUUGCCGAACAAAAUGAAGAAUGGGAAUUGCUUAUGCAUGAAAUCAAACAGAAACAAAUUAAUUAUUUAAAACAAACUGAAGAACAAGCAAUUGAAAAUGAGAAAGAAUUUUAUGAUUUACGUACUAAAUAUUCUGAAGAGUUUAAUGAAUUAAAACUAACAUUGGAUGCUGAAGUUGAAACAUUCGAAAAUCAAUUGCAAAAAUUAAAACCUAUCCAUCAUUUAAAUAUUGAAAAAUUAAAUUAUAAUUAUGAAAUUUUAAAACGACGCGAUGAAGAGAAUACCAUAUUGAAAUCCAAUCAAAAACGUAGAAUAACACGUCUACAAAGUAGACUAAAUAAUUUACGCAGAAAAUCAACUAAACAAGAACAACAAUUUAGUGCAGAAAAUGAACAAAUAUCGAAAGAUUAUAAAGGAAGAAUGGAAAAUUAUAGUGAUAUACAAAAGAAGUUCAAAUCGAUGAUAGGGAGUGUACAGAAAAGUUUUCAUGAUAUAUGGAUAAUGAAUGAACAGAAUUUGAAGAAAUUAUCUCAUCGUCUGCUGGAAGCACAUCGAGUCAUUACUGAACAACAACUUGGCUUAACAUGGAAUCCACCAGAUGUAUCAUUCAUGGAAAAUGUGGGUCCAUUAAAACAAGCCACCAGUAAACCUCCAGCUGUAAUUGCAAUGGAAUUAGCUUUACAACCUGAUCAGAAACCAAUUUUAAAUUCACAGAAUGAAAUCUUAGAGAAUAAUAAUACAACAAUACCUACGAGAUUGAGAGAUGUUGCGCCAAAAACUGUACUAGAAUUUUUACACUUACUAUGUUAUGAGCCUGAAUUUUUAAUUGAUAAAGAUAUGAAAUCUAUAUUGGAAUCGUUAGGAUAUGAAGAACAAUUACUUUUACGUUUAGAUACAAUAUUAAAUGCUUUAGGUGUACAAAAUGAAGAAGAUUUAAAUUUGUUAUUUACAUAUUUUAUUCAACAAUCAAAAGAUGAUGAAUCUCAACUACAACGUCUACCUUUAAAAAGUGAAUCUAUUGAGAAAUCUUCGUCAAAUUAUACCUGCUUACAGAGUUUACAGAAAUUAUCUGAUAAAUUAAUGAAAACUGUUAAAUUUGAACCAGAUGAAGGCGAUAAGGUUCAACCAACUAUUGAUAAAAAGUGUUCAAUAAAAACUGAACAUGUAACUGAUCAGUCAGAUGAUGAAUCAAAAACUGAUGAAUCCUCCAUUUCACAUGAACCGCCAAAAAAAUAUACAUUACAAUGGAAUUUAAUAUCACCUAAUCAUGUAAUUGAAGCAAUCUAUGAAUUUACUGAAGAUUUACGUCAACAACGUCAAUCUUCCAAUGAUCAUGAUACUGACAGCGUAAAAAACUCGAAAGAACCUGAUAUUAUUCCAUUAAAAGAUAAAUUAAAAAAUAAUUUACAAUCUAUUAAAACAAAUGAAUCAUGUUCAUUGAAUAAAAAAGAAACAAAACAACCAUUUGAUUUAAAUAAAAUUGAUAUAUUUUUUGAGGAUAGUAUUCGUGAUGAUUCACAAGAUUUAGCUUAUUGGAAUAAAUAUCAGUAA